Messenger RNA from Nycticebus coucang (slow loris), 1128 nucleotides. RefSeq names its product TATA box-binding protein-associated factor RNA polymerase I subunit D-like. The record is from RefSeq and is a predicted model, not a curated record. Gene Ontology annotation, cellular component: nucleoplasm; RNA polymerase transcription factor SL1 complex; nucleus. Bases 58 to 900 code for a protein of 280 amino acids. Lineage: Eukaryota; Metazoa; Chordata; Mammalia; Primates; Lorisidae. The transcript has a single exon. Gene Ontology annotation, biological process: regulation of DNA-templated transcription.
GCUCGGCCUUUACUCCAUCAUGGUUGGAGGAGAAAACAAAAAAUUAAAGAGCAAGUGAUGGGUGAGUCAGGAAUGGAUUCUAUUGACAACGUGACCUUGGAUUCAGUGGAAAUUGAAAGUCAAAGUGAUAACUCUUCUGGUAGCAGCUUAUUUACAACACAGUGUGUUCCUUACUCACCUAAACAGAAGCAAACAAGCUCCAUUAGAAAAUCUGUUCCUUUGCCUGAAAGUGUUCAAGCAAGAGAUUCAUCAAGUGACUCAUCUAUAGAACCAGUGACUUUAAAAGCUAUUUUUGAUAGAUAUAAGAAUAGGAAACAUAAACAUAAAAAGAGGAAAUAUAAACCAACAAGAAGAAAAAGGGGAAGACCAAAAGAAAGGAAAAAUACCAGAAGUUCACGAACAGAUAAAAAACUAUUUAACAAAGGACCUGGGUUCCCAUUUAUGGAAUCAGAGAAUGAAGGAAAACCAUCACCUUGGAGAAAAACUUUAACUUAUGAGCAAGCUGUUGCAAGAGGAUUUUUCAACUACAUUGAAAAACUGAAGUAUGAGCACUAUCUUAAAGAAUCUUUGAACCAAAUGGAUGCUGGUGAAGAUUUAGAAAAGGAAGAUUUUGAUAGUCGUAGGUACAAGGAUUUGGAUGAUGCUGGAUCCAUUUCUCCUAUUGUAGAAGAGUCAGCAGCAGAGGAUGAGGAUGCAGCACAUGUUGAACACGGUGAAUGUGAUAUCGAGUUGGGAGCAGAUGAUAGUUUCAUAGUAAGUUCUGAUUUCCCAAGGAAGAUCAAUGUCUAUUUAGACCAAAAUAAUGGUACUAAAGAAGCUGCUUUGUCUAAAAAGAGAGCUACCAGGGCCAGAAGCAGUGGACAGAGGACACCAGGGCCUGAAAAGGAGAUGGGAACAUGAAUGUCCAAGAAGGUAAACAAUACAGUGAAGUGGCUUUCCACAGAAACUGGCCCUGUGGUGAAGAAAUUAUUUAUGAAGAACAUUACAAAACCCCCAAAAUUUAAAAACAACCUGUGAUGUUUGUGAGACUUGCAAUGAAUAAGAAUUAUUAAUAAAAAAUUACAAAACACCAGUAAAAUAUGUAGGCAAUGCUGAGAAAUUAUCACUUAUGAAUAAUAAACAGAACAU